AUGCCUACUACUGGGGCUAAGAUUGGCCAUGGCCUGGCCAAAGUCCUAGGCAUCAAACUCGACUACCGUCAGGAGAUGCAAGCUGAGAAGAUCACCAGAGGAGAAUCCGUCUUCUCUGUCUCCAGCGCUGACACCUUCGUCGAAGCCGAGCCCACAGUUUGGGAGUGGUUCAGAGAUGUCACCCCAACCGGGUCCAGCAUGAUCACCUACGGUCGCAACCUCUUCCCAUUCACCCGCUGGAUCGGUCGCUACAAUCUGCAAUGGCUCUACGGUGACCUGGUCGCUGGUAUCACCAUCGGUGCUGUCGUCGUUCCUCAGGGUAUGGCUUAUGCAAAACUUGCUGCGCUUGACCCGGAGUAUGGUCUUUACUCUUCCUUUAUGGGUGUAUUGAUCUACUGGUUCUUCGCUACCUCAAAGGAUAUUACUAUCGGUCCUGUCGCUGUCAUGUCCACCAUCGUCGGAAACAUCGUGCUCAAGGCUGAAAAGAGCCAUCCUGAGUAUCAGGGACAUGUCAUUGCAUCCUCGCUUGCGGUCCUCGUCGGUGGAAUCGUCUGUUUCCUGGGUCUCGCUCGCCUUGGCUGGAUCGUCGACUUCAUCUCCCUCACCUCGAUCUCGGCCUUCAUGACUGGAUCUGCCAUCAACAUCUGCGUUGGUCAAAUCCCCAACCUGAUGGGUAUCACUGGCUUCUCGACCCGUGAUUCAACAUAUCUUGUUGUGAUCCAUAUUCUGGAACAUCUCGGAAGAACCAAACUUGACGCCGCAAUGGGUCUUACCGCUCUUCUCUUCCUUUACCUCUUGAGAUUUGGAUUCACGUACGCCGGAAACAAGUUCCCCAAACACCGCAGACUUUUAUUCUUCUGCUCGACUCUGCGCACCGUCUUCAUCAUCCUUCUGUACACUAUGAUCAGUUGGUUGGUCAACCGCAAUGUCCCUAACAUCCACAAGAAGCCCUCCAAGUUGGCCAAGUUCAAGCUUUUGGGAAACGUUCCUCGUGGAUUUAAGCAUGCUGCCGUACCCGUUCUCAAUUCUGACAUCAUCAAGGUGUAUGCUAGCGAGAUUCCCGUUUCGGUCAUUGUCCUGCUUAUUGAGCACAUUUCGAUUGCCAAGUCCUUCGGAAGAGUCAACAACUACACCAUUGAUCCCUCUCAGGAGCUCGUUGCCAUUGGUGUUUCGAACCUUCUUGGUCCUUUCCUCGGUGCCUAUCCCGUCACUGGAUCCUUCUCGCGUACCGCUAUCAAGUCCAAGGCAGGUGUCCGCACACCUUUCGCUGGUGUCAUUACCGCUGUCGUCGUCCUGUUGGCCAUCUACGCCUUGCCAGCAGUAUUCUUUUACAUCCCCAACGCUGUCCUCUCCGCUGUCAUUAUUCAUGCCGUUGGUGAUCUCAUUACUCCGCCCAACACCGUUUACCAGUUCUGGAAGAUUUCGCCGAUUGAGGUUAUCAUCUUCUUCGCUGGUGUCCUCGUCACUGUUUUCUCCUCGAUCGAGAACGGCAUCUACACUACUAUUUGUGUGUCUCUUGCUCUCCUUCUCUUCCGUGUUGUUAAGGCGCGUGGUCGUUUCCUCGGCAAAGUUCAGGUUCACUCUGUUAUUGGAGAUCAUCUUCUCGAGGGCAAGGAUAAGCCGAACGGCCAACCUUAUGAUCACGAAAAGGCAGACCGCAACAUCUUCUUGCCCCUCGAGCACGAUGAUGGUUCUAACCCGAUGAUCGAUACCGACUCACCUCACCCUGGAGUCUUCAUCUACAGAUUCUCCGAAGGCUACAAUUACCCCAACGCCAACCACUACCUGGACUACAUGGUAUCCUCUAUCUUCAAGCAAACUCGCCGUACCGACCCCAACGCAUAUGGUAGACCUGGUGAUCGUCCUUGGAACGACCCUGGCCCGCGCCGUGGUAAGGCUGCCAUCGUCAACGAGCAUUUGCCUACUCUCAAGGCUAUCAUUCUGGACUUCUCUUCCGUCAACAAUGUUGAUGUCACUUCCGUGCAACAUCUCAUCGAUGUCCGUAACCAGCUUGAUCGCUACACUACACCCGAGAAGGUGCAAUGGCACUUUGCCCACAUCAACAACCGCUGGACUCGUCGCGCUCUUGCAUCCGCUGGUUUCGGUUACCCUACUGAGGAGGGUGACGAAUUCCAGCGCUGGAAGCCUAUCUUCAGUGUUGCCGAACUUGGUGGCUCAUCAAGCGCUGCUGCUGACGCUGAAUACGCUAUGAACCACCCCGAGCACAAGAAGCAUCGCGAUGUCGAGCUUGGACGUGAGCACAGCGGAGAAAUCACUGGCGAAAGCAGCGAAGCUUCAAGUGAUAUAAACCAGGCCAUCCAGAACAGCAAGGCAUACGGUUCGCAAGUCAACCAGAAGAAGAUCGUCGUACAUGGUCUCAACAGGCCGUUCUUCCACAUCGAUCUCACCAGCGCUCUGCAAAGCGCAGUCGCGAACAUCUCACACCCCUCAGCUACCGCUGACGUUGUUCAGGACCAAAAGCUGAGUUGA
Molecule: messenger RNA, 2490 nt
Organism: Aureobasidium namibiae CBS 147.97
Lineage: Eukaryota; Fungi; Ascomycota; Dothideomycetes; Dothideales; Saccotheciaceae
Product: sulfate permease
Exons: 2
Coding region: 1-2490 (829 amino acids)
Biological process (GO): transmembrane transport
Cellular component (GO): membrane
Molecular function (GO): secondary active sulfate transmembrane transporter activity
Source: RefSeq, a predicted model, not a curated record